CACUUUUCCUCUCUCCUACUUUCACACACAAACGCUCAGCCGCUGUCACAUGCUGCCGGAAUCUGUCAGAGUUUCUGUCUGAUUGUUUUCAGAACAGAAAGUGCUUCGCGAGGAGUGCGCAGAAACAAUGUGUCGCUCCCGUCCAACACUGAAUGGAUUAGCCGGCUAUUCAGAGCACUAAUGAGAUUACAGAGUCACAACAGACAUGGGUCCUAGUGGCAUGGUACCUUUUGUCGUGCUUUUUGAGGAGUCCUUUCCUUGUCAGUCCCUCAGAACUGGGAAUGGCGCUCUGAAAGUGAUGGAGGCGGACCCGGCGCAGGCGGAUGCCAGGGAAUAGACGCGCACAAAGCUCACUUAUGUUGGUUUCGUGGAGGACAAUAUGAAGUACCAGAAAUACAUAACAGUGAUGCAGAUGGCCAUGGGAGUGACAGCUUCCAACAAAGAUGACUGCAUCCCUCCGAAGAGACAGCUGUGGGUGCCACCUGAUUCAGAUGCCAAUGCUGCCUCUGCUGUGACACCACCUGCUGCGGCUGCAAGUCAGGGCAAACCAUCACUGCGCAGGAUCAAGGGCCGCAUCCACAGAAGCAAGAGCCUGGACAGUAUAGAUCUACUAGACUGCAAUAGUACAACAAUGGAGGAAACCGUAAUAUGGGAACAGCACACGGUGACUCUUCACAGGGCACCAGGUUUCGGGUUUGGAAUCGCCAUCUCAGGGGGCCGUGACAACCCUCAUUUCCAGAGCGGAGAGACCUCUAUAGUGAUCUCAGAUGUGCUCAAAGGGGGACCAGCGGAGGGACUUUUACAAGAGAAUGAUAGAGUGGCGAUGGUAAACGCUGUCUCCAUGGACAAUGUGGAGCAUGCCUACGCUGUUCAGCAGCUGAGGAAAAGUGGAAAGAAUGCCAAAAUUACUAUCCGCAGGAAGCGGAAGGUGCAGAUUCCUGUAAGUCGAGGGGGAGACAGAGAGACUAUGUCAGAGCGAGAAGAAGAGGACGACACUGAGGAGGAUGAUUAUGAGGGUCCCGCACGUGCAGGGGGAGCGAGUGGAGGCACGAGCAGAAGAAACGAGCGCAGCGGCAGCGCUGGAAGAAGGGACCAUAGUAAUUCUCGUGAGAGGAGCAUUUCCCCACGCUCAGACAGACGAUCAGUUGCCUCCAGCAUCCCAGCACGGCCUUCCAAAGUCACACUCGUCAAGUCCCGCAAGAAUGAAGAAUAUGGCCUGCGUCUGGCCAGCCACAUUUUUGUAAAGGACAUUUCUUCCGAGAGCCUCGCAGCCCGUGAAGGCAACAUACAAGAGGGAGAUGUCGUUCUGAAGAUCAAUGGCACAGUGACUGAGAACCUGUCUUUGAUAGAUGCGAAGAAGCUUAUAGAGCGAUCGAAAGGCAAGCUGAAGAUGGUGGUACAGAGGGACGAGAGGGCGACACUCCUCAACAUUCCAGAUUUGGAUAAUAGCAUUCCCUCAGCUAAUUCAGAAAGAGAUGACAUUUCAGAAAUUCAUUCACUACCAUCAGAUCAUUCCCAUGAGCGCAGCCGUCGCAGUCGAUCCCAUUCCCCUGACAAACGCUCAGAGCCCUCCGAUAUCUCCAGCCACUCUCCACAACAGAUGAGCAACGGCAGCCACAGGAGUCGUGAGGAGGAGCGCAUCUCCAAACCAACUUCUGUAUCCACUCCAGUUAAGAUCGCGGAGGAUGCACGUCUGGUUCAGCCCACAGAACAGGCCGGGGACAAACAGAUCCCUCCACUACCAGAGCCGAAACCUGUGUAUGCACAACCUGGGCAACCUGAUGUUGAUCUGCCAGUCAGCCCUUCUGACGCCCCUGUGCCCAGUGUCACCCAUGAUGACAGCAUCCUCCGGCCUAGUAUGAAGCUGGUGAAGUUUAAGAAAGGAGAAAGCGUAGGAUUGAGGCUGGCGGGAGGAAAUGAUGUGGGAAUCUUUGUGGCUGGCGUGCUGGAAGACAGUCCUGCUGCUAAGGAAGGCCUGGAGGAGGGAGACCAGAUACUCAGGGUUAACAAUGUUGACUUUGCAAACAUCAUUCGUGAGGAAGCAGUGCUGUUCCUGCUCGAUCUGCCCAGAGGUGAAGAGGUCACCAUCCUGGCUCAGAGGAAGAAAGAUGUGUAUCGGCGGAUAGUGGAGUCUGAUGUGGGUGACUCUUUCUACAUCAGAACACACUUUGAGUAUGAGAAAGAGUCUCCUUAUGGGCUGAGCUUUAAUAAGGGAGAGGUGUUCAGAGUGGUGGACACCCUCUACAAUGGCAAACUGGGCUCCUGGUUGGCCAUCCGCAUUGGGAAGAACCACCAGGAAGUGGAAAGAGGCAUCAUUCCCAACAAGAACAGGGCGGAGCAGUUAUCAAGCGUACAGUACACACUCCCCAAAACUGCAGGAGGCGACCGAGCGGACUUCUGGAGGUUCAGAGGUCUGCGCAGUUCAAAGAGGAACCUGCGGAAGAGCCGAGAAGAUCUGUCAGCUCAGCCUGUUCAGACCAAGUUCCCUGCCUAUGAGAGGGUGGUGCUUAGAGAAGCUGGGUUCCUGAGACCUGUUGUGAUCUUCGGGCCAAUAGCAGACGUGGCACGAGACAAACUGGCGAGAGAGGUGCCUGACCUGUUUGAGCUCGCAAAGAGUGAACCCAAAGAUGCCGGCACUGAACAGCGCAGCUCGGGGAUCAUACGCCUUCACACUAUCAAACAGAUAAUCGACCGGGACAAGCAUGCAGUGUUGGACAUUACUCCUAACGCAGUGGAUCGGCUGAACUAUGCUCAGUGGUAUCCCAUCGUGGUGUUCCUGAAUCCUGACAGUAAGCAGGGCGUGAAGACCAUGAGGACCAGACUGUGUCCUGAGUCCAGGAAGAGCGCCAGGAAACUCCAUGAGCGUGCACUCAAACUGAGAAAGAACAACCACCACCUAUUCACAGCCACCAUUAACAUGAACAACAUGAAUGAUGGCUGGUAUGGAGCGUUGAAGGAGACCAUUCUGCAACAACAGAACCAGCUGGUGUGGGUCUCAGAGGGCAAGGCGGACGGGGCACCUGGCGAUGAUUUGGACCUUCACGAUGACCGUCUGUCCUUUAUAUCCGCCCCUGGUAGUGAGUACAGUAUGUACAGCACAGACAGCCGUCACACCUCAGACUACGAGGACACUGACACAGAGGGCGGAGCCUACACUGACCAGGAACUAGACGAGACCCUGAACGAUGAGGUUGGACCGCCCACUGAACCCGCCAUCACUCGCUCCUCCGAGCCCGUCCGGGAGGACCCGCCCGUCAUCCAGGAACCUCCUGGAUACAGAGUGUACCAGCCUGAACCCCUGAACCGCAUCGACCCCGCAGGGUUCAAGGCCCCUGCCCCUCAGCAGAAAGCAGAGGUUGCUGUCCCCACGCAGCCUGCGCCGCUGGCAGAGACAGCGCCCCCUACUGUUCUUGUAAAUGUAGGGGCCAAGAGUGCCAAGGAUCUCCCAGUCACCCUCACUCAGGGGGAUUUCAGCCCAGAGGCUGGCUCUCUCUUCCCACCUGCCCCUGAGCUAGCUCAGCCCGCGUCUUUUGACCCCAACCAAUACGGACAACCCCGGUCUGAGUCUAAGCAGAUGUACAAGAAGGAUAUCUAUCGUAAAAAUGAGCAGAACCCUAUGCAGCCCAACUAUAACCCCCAGCAGCCCCGCUACCAGGAAGACAAGCCAUACAGAGAUUAUGACCACCAGCCCUACCGCUAUGAUGGGGGCUACAUGGAACCAAAGGCUCAAAACUUUGACCCUCAUCAACAUUAUGACAGCAGCGUGCCUCCGUAUGAUGACCAGUGGGCCCCGUAUGACCAAACCUCUGGAUAUGACCAUCGUAUGCCAUAUGAGGACGGUCUGAACGGCAUGUACGGUCAUCCACAGAUGCAACAUGACACUGGCUAUGAUGCCAGUCGACCUCGCUAUGGCAAACCCAGCCCCGGACCGAUUCGACAUGAUGAACUGCCCCCUGUGCACCCACAAUAUGACCAGGAAGCGCUGCCUCGUACUCAAGCUUCCUCCCGCUCCCCUGAACCCCCUAAACAACAGUACCAAGACCCAUCCCAGAGGCCUUCCUACACUCAACCACAACAGAGAGGCUACAAGAACUCCGAGACCUCUGUGAUCCCGCCCAAACCUGAGUCCAUCUCACCACCAGUGGAGCCAGCACUUCCUCCUCCUCCUCCAGCCGAUGCAGAGGAUGACCCAGCCUUGAAGCCCCGGUCCGUGCUCACGAGGGUUAAAAUGUUCGAGAACAAGCGAUCCGUGUCCGUGGACCGAGCAGGAGAGUCUGCAGACUCUGGUAUUCGGCCUGUGGACAUGGUGCCUAAACCUGGUGCUGCCUCCGUGCCCAAAGCCAAUUCUUUAAGUAACCUGGACCAAGAGAAGACCUCCAGAUCUCCAGAGGCACAGCAGCCUCAGCCUAAAGCAGCAGAUAUCAUUCGCUCAAAUGACAAUGACCCUGAUGAGGAUGAGGAGUACUACAGGAAACAGCUGUCCUUCUUCGACCGCCGGAGCUUUGACAGCAAACCUUCUGCACAGCUGCCACCUGUCAUCAAACCAGCCCAGCCCCAGACCCAACCAGGGUACUACCCCAGGGCAGAGUCAGCGGAGAAGAUCAACCCUGUUGCUCCAGCUACUCCAGCUGUCCCACCCCCGACCCUGCCCAAACCCACAGUGACCCCACCUCUCGACUCUCACGGAUCUCCCAAAGUGAAGCAUCCCAAUCAUGAAGACUCAGUCCAGAGCACCUCCCUGCCUCCGAAACGCUUCCCAGAGAAAUCUCCUGUUAACGGCACCGGUGAACCUCCAAAGACCAACAGCACUGCCACGUACAACUACAACCGUUUUGUGCCCAAGCCGUACACAACCUCUGCAAGACCGUUCCAGCAGAAGUUUGACAGCCCCAAGUUCAACCACAACCUCCUGCCUAAUGACUCUCAAAAUAAGACUGAUAAUGUGAAAGCUCCCGUCAGUACCAAACCGCAGAGCUCACCCCAGCCGGCAGACCACGACAGCGGCCUGGACACCUUCACCCGCACCAUGGACCAGAAACCCAAAUACCAGCAGAACAACAUCAACGCUGUACCCAAGGCAAUACCUGUCAGCCCGAGUGCUUUGGAGGAGGAUGAUGACGAUGAUGACAGCCACACGGUGGUGGCGACGGCACGGGGCAUCUUCAACAGUAACGGUGGGGUCCUGAGCUCCAUUGAGACGGGAGUGAGCAUCAUCAUCCCUCAGGGAGCCAUUCCUGACGGUGUGGAGCAAGAGAUCUACUUCAAAGUGUGUCGGGACAACAGCAUCCUGCCGCCUCUAGACAAAGAGAAAGGUGAAACUCUGCUGAGUCCUCUGGUGAUGUGUGGUCCUCACGGCCUGAAGUUCCUGAAGCCAGUGGAGCUCCGCUUACCUCACUGUGCGUCUAUGACCCCUGAUGGUGAUCCUAAGAGUUGGCAAAACAAAUCUGUCCCUGGCGAUCCCAACUACUUGGUUGGAGCCAACUGUGUGUCUGUGCUUAUAGACCAUUUCUGAGGAGGGCAACAGCAGGUCCCGUUACUGAAUGUGGAACCAGAUUAACGGAGAGAGGACCUUUCCCCUUAUGAACACACACACUCACACACACACACAAGAUGAAGGCGCUACGCAACACUAAAUGAAGGGUCUCCUGGCUGUGCCCUGGCUUUGUUUACGGUAACCUCUGAGUCUGGAGGGAGGGUUACAUUCUAUGAAGUGCUGUUUUAAUCUCCUCAUCGUCCUCUUGGUUUUUACUUCCUCCUCCUCCUCUUUUUUUUUUUUUUUUUAAGUGCUUUUAAAGGCUUUCGAGGAUAACAAAAACAGACAUUAACCAUUGAUGGACUGCAUGCUCUGUGCCACUGACCAACUAAUACUCACACUGUUAGCCAACUGUAAUAUUUUGCGACACAUUAAGUUGUGUUGUCUGUUUUUUUAAAGGACUUAUUAGGUUCUUCCAUUCAGUCUAGGCCUUGUAACGUAUAGACUAUAUUAAUCCGCAGAUGUAUUUUCACUUCAUAUGGUAUGCACACUAUAAUGUUAUAUGAUUCUAAUGUAUAGUGCAACUUUUCUAGAAUAUCGAAUUCCAGUUCUAGGCUUUUCGGUCGAGCAGCUGAUGUGUACAUCUGACUUUUAUCACUUCAAGGUGCAGGAUCAGUGCUAGUUAAGAGCAUAAAGAAAGUGUCGGAGAGGAUCUCGGCAUCUUAAGAAUAAAACAGGAUGAAGUUUUCUAGCCAAGGACGUGUCAACCUGAGGCUUGCCUUUUCUAAAUAGCUCCUUUGUAGACACCAUUAGCCUCCUCACAGACCUAUGAACUUGAGCACUGGAACAUUCCUGCUGUGUGGAGAUCUAUGCACAUGCUUUGACUCAGGUGUGAAGACCGCUGCUCUCUCCUUUCCCCUCUUUCUCUCCUCACUCACUCCAUCUCUCUCACUCACUCCAUCUAAAGCAGUGAUGCCUUAUCUGAAACGACACUUUUUUUCAAUAACAAAAACCUUUUUGGUUUCUUUUUGCUAAGUUGUUGUAAUGAUAAAUUAUGAAGAAACUGAAGUUGUGUUUCUGCUAUUUUUGUCAAGCCGCUGUACAAAUAAACCUGGGUGUUGCACACAAGAACAGCGUAAAGGAUAAGAACAGGUUUUCUCUUUUUAUCUGCUAUGCACAUGACCUUUGAAGAGAAACAAAUAAAAAAAAAGAUGGAAGGAGAUCAUUUGGCUGUACAUAAAGCAAGCAUAUUGCCUUCAUUAUUGGUUUGUAAAUGACUUUUUUUUUGUAUGUCUUUAUUUUGUAUAAAACUUAAGGGGGUUGCGUUUAUAAAAGAGGAUGAAUGAAAUGAAAACGGUUGUCUUUGUAUUCUGGUUCUUCUCUUGAGCCUCGGAACGUGUACUUGGUAAUAAUAUCACCUUUUCUACAGAUACACACUAAAUAUAAGCAUUUUUAAUAACCAUCUUUUUAUUCUUUAUUUACAAAGGAAAGUGCUUGAUGUAAACUAUUCUCAAAACCUGUUUCUUCUAAACGGUGAGCUCGAAAUGUGCCCCACGCAUUUAUUUGUGUUACUGGAUGCUAUGUUGUGUGUCCUGAAAUGUAUUUUUGUACUAAUAGACGAUUUAUUAUGGCACACCGGAACUGUUUUCUUUUCUUUAGACAGUAUAACACAGCUUUGACUGGUCAUUAGCUAUUCACAUGUGGCAGAGUUUGUUCCCUUUUCAGCAAUUUCCAGUAUGCCACUAUUAAAAAAUAAAAUACACGUUUUUAAAAUA
Carassius gibelio (silver crucian carp) is the source of this 7248-nucleotide messenger RNA. RefSeq names its product tight junction protein ZO-1. Gene Ontology annotation, cellular component: bicellular tight junction; plasma membrane. The coding region runs from base 380 to 5512 and encodes 1710 amino acids. The transcript is spliced from 29 exons. Gene Ontology annotation, biological process: cell-cell adhesion; cell-cell junction organization; establishment of endothelial intestinal barrier. Gene Ontology annotation, molecular function: cell adhesion molecule binding. NCBI's taxonomy places the organism in Eukaryota, Metazoa, Chordata, Actinopteri, Cypriniformes, Cyprinidae. The record is from RefSeq and is a predicted model, not a curated record.